Molecule: messenger RNA, 252 nt
Organism: Nestor notabilis (Kea)
Lineage: Eukaryota; Metazoa; Chordata; Aves; Psittaciformes; Psittacidae
Gene: ATP5MF
Product: ATP synthase, H+ transporting, mitochondrial Fo complex, subunit F2
Exons: 3
Coding region: 22-252 (76 amino acids)
Biological process (GO): proton motive force-driven mitochondrial ATP synthesis
Molecular function (GO): proton-transporting ATP synthase activity, rotational mechanism
Source: RefSeq, a predicted model, not a curated record
GCUGCAGUUCUCCUCAAGGACAUGAAGCUGCUGGACGUGAAGCUGGGCCAGCUGCCCAGCUGGCUGGCCAUGAGAUACUUCAGUCCCAGCGGCAUCCUGGGGGGAGGUUACGACAGAUACUACAAUAAGUACAUCGAUGUGAAGAAAGGGGGCCUGGGUGGCAUCUCCAUGGUGCUUGCUGGUUAUGUUGUUAUCAGCUACAUCUGGAGCUACAGCCACCUGAAGCACGAGCGCCGCAGGAAGUACCACUGA